Molecule: messenger RNA, 348 nt
Organism: Haemonchus placei
Lineage: Eukaryota; Metazoa; Nematoda; Chromadorea; Rhabditida; Trichostrongylidae
Source: the annotation of a GenBank genome assembly
ACUUCUCCGAAAGAUAGCCACCGUCUUCAGUGCUGUCCUCUUCUUCGAUUGAGUUGCGGCUGCUGUCUUUCUCAAUCAAGUCAGAUAAGAAGUAAUCGCCUCGAUUGCCUGAUCUCGUCCACUGAUGAUAACGGAUCUCCCACGCGGCUGCCCGGCAGGUAGCUGUCUCAUGAAAAAUACGCGAGAAGAGGUCGUCUAGCUCAGCUGAUACAUCAUCAGGCAACACAUAAUCCAGACUAAGGGCUUCGUCACAGGAAAUGAAAGGGGUUUCACGAUAGCACAGCCGAUAGAGCAGUACACCCAGCGCCCAGCAGUCAGCAUCUUUACCGUUGAAGUUUUAUGAUGUGA